AUGCCGGGAGACCUCAAUUCUCCAAAGGCGUCUACAUCUCCCGUGAAUCCACCGCGGCGCCAAAACACAAGUUGUGAUCCAUGCAGACGUUCCAAGCGACGCUGUGUUGUGCAGUCGGAUCCAGACGGGAUUCCCGAUGCGAUCUGCACAAAUUGCAAACGCCUGAGACGCCAAUGUACAUUUCAAUUCGCUAUAGCCCAGUCCAGUAGUCCUUUCUCUCGCAAACGACAGAAGCGCGACUACGGGGAAACCAGUGGAUCAACAACGCAAAAUGAAUUGAACGACUUUGAUGCAACAAUUGAGGAAGUUGCUGGAAGCCCGAGCAACCGAUUUGAUGCUAGCUCUAUCGCUGACCAAGAUGUUCUGGCGGCUUGGCUGAAUCUUGAUUAUGAUGAGAUUGUCGCGGAUAGCGUCAACUCUUUUCCAACCAACCUCGAACCUUCUAAAUCAUUCGAUGCGCUUCGUUCUGAGUACAUAGCUCCAGCAGAGAGCCAGCGUGAGGGUCAAGCUACGGCUACCACGUCCCAACUGACUCGCUUACACGAAGGACAAAAUCUCGCGUCAAUUGAUCACCGACCAACGGUUGGCCUUUCAUUCAACAGUCCCAUCUACCUGCUGAAUUCUGGGAUAGACGCGGAGAUAUUUGGUAGUCGUCUCGCUCGGAUCUAUGAAGCAAUCGCAACAGCCAGUGCGUCCAGGUUUUUGGACUAUGACUGCAAUCUCUAUGCGACUGGGAGUCGCUACCGGUUAGGGGACAGUGAGUCGGGGAGCUCAAAUGGAUCGGCACCUGCCGGGUCAACCGUGGGUUCAACCUCUAUUUCACCCCAUUUUGCUCUUCCGGUAUCAUCACAAGCAAUGCCUUAUGAAAUCUCCUUGCUGGGAAGUGUUCGGUUCCUUGAUCAUUUGGGCGACCUCUAUGGCAAUCGACUGAACUCAGCUGCGCGGAAGAAAUCUGACGAGACUUUCAAAGCGGUCCUUCGCGCAUUCUCGAUGCAAUGGUUGCCGAGCUCCCCUUCUUUUGGAGCGAGCUCAGCUUAUGAUCACUUUCCUCGGAAUUCAAAGUCCGGAGAGGCAGGAGAUGAUUCUUCCUUGAACGCUUUCAUUGAUGCGUGGGUACGGGCAAGGUCACUUCUCAACGAUGCGCACGAUGUUCGAUCAUUUCGAGUUGUAUUGGCAACACUCAUGUUUGUUGGGAUCGUUACACCAACUAAAAUAACCGACAGAGAGGAUCUCGUACCAAAUCACUUCCUUGACACAGCUUUGCAAAAGUUAUCCUACUUAGAUGGACUUGUCACGCAGUACUGUGCGAACCUGGGAUCAUCAUCUACAUAUGGCGCUCUUGCUGAAGCAAGUUUGAGCAUUGUACGGUGGACUGCAUAUAUCCGCGACACAGGCGCAGCGUUGGCGAUGGACCGGCAAUGCAAACUUCCAGAUCUGUGGGGUACUACAAAAGUCCUCUCGGGUAAAGAGGCCGUGGCAGCAUUGGCAGUCUCUCAAAAUAUACUAGAGUUGGAUAUCAAUAUUCAACCCAUCUGCCGGAAAGCCAGUGCGGAAACAUUUAUUGUCUGGAGGCAGAUUAUAAAUGUCAAAACCGUUGCUAACCAGGCACAUGGCACUAUCAAUGAACGAUCCUCAUCAACGAUUGAAGCAAUAAAGUUGAGCGUGGAGGCUGUUCGUGAGUUCAGCCAAUCAUUUCAACCUUUCAUCCUUCAGUGCAUCAGAAAUUUCGAUUGUCUGUCCACGUGCCCUAGGAUAUCUCUUGUUUCCCUCGUAAUGUUUUGGAACCUUGGCAUUUUUCUUCUCGCCGAAGUUUUCAGAAAGGUGACCAAAGACCUUGAUCUCGAUAUGGAACAAGAAAUAGGGCCAGCCGUUUGGGAAUACCAGCGUGACGCAGCCUCGUGCAUGGCACAGGUAGUUGAAUGCGUACUCAACUUACCCGCCGAGGAGGCCUUCAACCUCCAAAACGGACUCGGCGCCGAAGUCCCACUUACCGCUUAUCAUGUCACUCCGAGUUUGGCUGUCACGGCCCUUCAACGGGCCAUUGAGAGUGUGAUAGACCUGCAGCUUCACUCUAGGUGUGAUGAUUCAAUAUCAGAGGACGACGCGCAGUUUUUAAUACCGGACGGGAUCUGGGACCGACAAAUCGACAUUCUCAUGAAAGGGCUAAUAUCACUUGACGUUACUAUUGGCGGCUCACAGACCUGUGGUGUGGCUCUUAGGGGGUUAAUGCACCAACACGGGGACAUACUGUCUGAGUGCUGGACUUCAGGGUUUGACUCAUGA
Messenger RNA from Penicillium samsonianum, 2283 nucleotides. RefSeq names its product Zn(II)2Cys6 transcription factor domain-containing protein. The record is from RefSeq and is a predicted model, not a curated record. The coding region runs from base 1 to 2283 and encodes 760 amino acids. The transcript is spliced from 3 exons. Gene Ontology annotation, molecular function: zinc ion binding; DNA-binding transcription factor activity, RNA polymerase II-specific. Gene Ontology annotation, biological process: regulation of DNA-templated transcription. NCBI's taxonomy places the organism in Eukaryota, Fungi, Ascomycota, Eurotiomycetes, Eurotiales, Aspergillaceae.